AUGCUGGAAUGGAACAAGUCCAAGUCUUCAUUCGACGAGCAAUCCGAGCUUCCUCUGUACAACAAGCACUUCACCCGUCACAUCUCGCCCGCCCAGUCGAUAGGCCUCACAUCGCGUGCCACCUCCCUCAGUCCGACUGCCACUUUUGGCACCUUACCACCCACUUACGCGGAUACUCAGUCGCCUGCGCAAGAGAAAAUCAGCCUUUGUUCGCGCCAGUUAAAGCUCAAGCCCCACGGUGAUGGAACCCCCGAGACGGCUGAGGGAUCGCCCUCGAAAUUGAAGGUCGCUGCUGUGAUCCUGUUCUACUUAGUCGCGGCCAUUGUCAUGGUAUUUGCAAACAAGUGGGUUCUACGCGCGACCGCAAUACCGAUAACAUUUCUGUUCUGUCAACUACUACUCGCGACGGCUUUACUCAAACUAGCCGGCCUGAUGGGCUUCUUGGAGAUACCCACGCUGGAUCUGAAGAUGGGCCAAAAAUUGCUUCCGCUGAUUUCUAUCAACGUUAUUGGCCUGAUCUUCAACACCUUCUGUCUUCAAUAUGUCGAUGCCUCUUUCUAUCAAAUCGCCAGAGGACUUGUCCUCCCCUUCACCGUCCUAGCAUCCUACCUCUUCCUUCACUCCCGCCCGAGUCCCAAUAUUCUGUCAACCGUUCUAGUCGUCUGCGUUGGAUUCCUUUGGGGCGUGCGAUCAAACCAUCUCUAUACCUCCCGGAUCGGUGUCGCGCUUGGAGUGCUCAGCAGCAUUACCACUUCGGUUCAUGCCAUCGUCGUCAAGCGUUCAUUAUCGGUCACAAGCUCAGCAAUCGAACUGUCGUAUUACAACAACCUCGUCUCGGCCAUCUUCUUGCUGCCGUUGAUCCCAUUCACCUCGGAAAUCAGCACCUUCAGUGCCCUUCUAUCAGAAGGCGGACGAGACCUUAAUACGUUUUUGGUCGGCGCUCUUGUCACUGGGCUCUUCGGCUUCCUAAUCUCGCUGGCUGGAUUCUUAUCAAUCAAGAUCACCUCUCCGGUAACCCACAUGGUUUCCUCGGCCGUCCGUGGCGUCCUGCAGACGAUUUUGGGCGCGGUCUUGUUUGGUGAUAUCAUCACAUUGAAUAGAUUCGUCGGUAUUGUCGUCAUUCUCGGGGGGUCGGUCGCGUAUACUGCGGUCAAAGACCAAGAGGCUCGUCCCGAGAAGUAUCACCUGACAACAAGAAAUAGACCUUCACAGCCGCUUCUCCCCAUUGUAUCCCAAUCAAAAAGCCCCAACAACCUAACAGCAUUAAAAGCUGUCUGUUGA
This is a messenger RNA of Puccinia triticina, 1281 nucleotides long. RefSeq lists its product as uncharacterized. Gene Ontology annotation, molecular function: antiporter activity. Gene Ontology annotation, cellular component: Golgi apparatus. The record is from RefSeq and is a predicted model, not a curated record. Gene Ontology annotation, biological process: GDP-fucose import into Golgi lumen; protein O-linked glycosylation via fucose. The transcript has 2 exons. The coding region runs from base 1 to 1281 and encodes 426 amino acids. Lineage: Eukaryota; Fungi; Basidiomycota; Pucciniomycetes; Pucciniales; Pucciniaceae.